AUGGCUCCAAAACCUCCAACAGCAGUCACAAGGCCUCCUAUUAGUGAUUCAAGUCUUGUGUACGUUCCCGAGGAUGUAGUUGAAGGUUAUCAGGAACGCAUAGAAACAGGAAUAGACUGGACACUAAUUGAACUUGGAGCUCAACACCAUAGAAGAAAAGCUAUUAACAGAGAAGCUAUUCCCACAAUUACUUUCUCUGAUGGGCUGAUAAAUAAAAUUAACAGAGGUUACUUGAAGGGGUUUUUGGAUGACACAUCUUGUAUCAAUCUUGAUCAACAGUGGGAACAAAUCUUGCCAGCAACAUUAUGGGAUAACGAGAAAUUUGCGACAGAUGAAGGGAAAAUAUUAUUUAAUGGCAUAAACUGUCUCACUGAUGACCUAAUUAAAUUGAUUUAUAAAGCCGUGGUUACAGGCAACCGCGAUACUUUGUGGAGUGAGUUAAAGAUGGCGGAAGUGUUGAGGGUGAAUAAUGAGAAGAUUACUGAAUUAGACGUCGGUCUUCUUGAGUUUAAAAAACUAGUAUCACUCAAUUUGUGUGGCAAUUACAUCAUGGAUAUUGAGCCGAACUUUAUACCACCAACGUUAAGAGCUCUUGAACUUCAAGCUAACCAUAUCUCCAAUAUUAAUUCAUUCGUAGAAAGUUUGCCUCAUCACUUAAUAUAUAUAGGGUUGGCCAAAAACUUGCUAACUGAUGAAAGUGUUGAUGCAUUUUCGCGGUUGCCAUUUAAUUUAACUGUUCUUGAUCUAUCAGAUAACGACAUCUAUCAUUUAGAUCCGUUACUGGAUGCCUUGGUCAGACUUCCUAAUUUAACCUCAUUGUACCUCGUGGGAAACCCUUGUUCGGUCUGUGCUACAUAUGCUCGGCUUAUUUUAAUGGUAUUACCACGUUUAAAAUGGCUAGAUUCUCGUCAAGUAUUGCCUACAGACCGAUCUCUUGAGCCUUACGAAGCCCAUCCUGAUGACUUGAGAUCGUCCUAUUUUUAUUUUACAGUUUUCCGAGUCAUGAGUGCUCCUCAACCACCAAAACCAGAAAAGGGCGCCACAACAGCAUUUCACGUAGAACUAGAAUUGCCAUUGCUGGAUGUGGAAAGAAGAAAGUUUUUAUUAUACCGUCGUUAUGAGUCUCUAACAGAAAUACUAGCACCGCCUGAAGAAGAGGAAGUAGAGAAAGCCAUAUCUACGGUUCUACGACCUAGCACUAAAGCUUUAAGUACGAUUAAAGGAAUUGAUGUAGACGAAGCCUCAUCUAAUGCGUCCAACGUCUACGAUCAUCUAGUAACCAAAUCUUCACGAGUGAUAAACAAUUUCACUACGUUUGAGAGCAACAAAAUACAGUGGGCAAAAGUAAUGAACUUCCAAGAACCCACAGUGAAGAUAUUCUGCCCUGAUCUGUUUGCCCUUAGAAAUACAUUUCGAAGCGUCAUAACCGUCAACCUCGUGUAUUCAAUAGUAUACGCAAAAUCGGGUAAGACGGAGAAGAAAAGCUCCCACGCCCUGAAAAUGCCAACGGAACAAAGAGUAGUUUUAGCUUCUAUUAAAUGUACUUUGAGGAACCCUGACUGGACCCAGCCUUCCCAACAUUUUCACUGGGACGACUCUCUCGGUACCGACGAAGCGAUUCACUGGGGUGAUCGAGAUCUUGCAGUAAUUCAGUACACCCAGGCGCCCGUAAAAGUGGUUAAAGGAAAACCAGAAGCUGAUCCAGCUACCAGCUCCCGUCAAUUGCCCCCGGAAAAUCUCACUUGUCACUUCGGUUUCGGAAUUGAGACCAUCCGUGCUUCCUAA
Molecule: messenger RNA, 1785 nt
Organism: Arctia plantaginis
Lineage: Eukaryota; Metazoa; Arthropoda; Insecta; Lepidoptera; Erebidae
Source: the annotation of a GenBank genome assembly